Messenger RNA from Sitophilus oryzae (rice weevil), 302 nucleotides. Its product is annotated as jerky protein homolog-like. The record is from RefSeq and is a predicted model, not a curated record. The transcript has 2 exons. Lineage: Eukaryota; Metazoa; Arthropoda; Insecta; Coleoptera; Curculionidae. Gene Ontology annotation, molecular function: nucleic acid binding. Bases 1 to 288 code for a protein of 95 amino acids.
AUGAAGCUUGCUAAACAACGAAUCGCGUUUUUGGGUUGUACAAACGCUUCAUGCUUACACAAAAUCAAACCAUUAGUCAUAGGAAAAGCCAAAAAUCUCAGAUCCUUCAAGAACUUCAACAAUCCCCUCGUUUAUAGAAACAGUAAAAAUGCAUGGAUGACAGGUGAAUUGUUCAAAAACUGUUUUUUCCAGCAGUUUGUUCCUGAGGUUAAGAGUUUUUUGAAAAUUCAAAAUCUUCCAGAAAAAGCUGUUACUUCUGGACAAUGCACCGUCUCAUCCACCGGCUGAGGAAUUGAGAACUA